AUGUUGAUUGUGAUGCUGAAACUGGAGAAGGUCCAGGCUGGGGAGGCCCUGAAAUCUGCCAGCUGGGGGGGGUUUGCAGCGGUUUGUAACCCCCUCCCCUGCUUCUCCCAGGCGCCCCCGGCAGAGCGUCCGGCCCCCCUGCGAGCCCAGGGAGAAGCCGCCGAAGCCGAGGGGCAGUGGCAAAGCAAGAAGCUGCUGGAGGUCCCUGCAGUGGUCAGUAAAUCCCGCGCCCGGGACGUGCGUUUCCGGCUCUCCCCGGUGCCGACCCCCCUCGCCCUGUGGCUGCAGGAACAGGCGGCAGCCGAGAGGCGGAAGAUCGUCUGGGAGUGGCGGGAGCUGCGAGGGUUUCUGGAGGAGCAGGAGCAGCGGCUGCUGUCCUGGCUGGAGGAGCUCGAGAGAGCCAUUGUUUCCAGAGACGGGACCGUCCUUGCCCGGCGCCCCCGAGUGCCUCCCCGGCCCCUUCCCGCUGCCCAACCUCUCCCACAGCCUAGCUCUCUCACCCCCGGCUGCGUGGGGGCGGCGGUGGCUCCAGGCAGCGCCGAUUCGGCCACCACAUCCGCACGGAGUCAGAACCCGCAGAACCAGAGCGUCCCACAGAAAGCUCCCAAGCCCGUCUCUGUUCCUUUCCCCUGA
This is a messenger RNA of Chelonoidis abingdonii (Abingdon island giant tortoise), 633 nucleotides long. The record is from RefSeq and is a predicted model, not a curated record. Lineage: Eukaryota; Metazoa; Chordata; Testudines; Testudinidae.